This is a messenger RNA of Rubroshorea leprosula, 5773 nucleotides long. Lineage: Eukaryota; Viridiplantae; Streptophyta; Magnoliopsida; Malvales; Dipterocarpaceae. The record is from the annotation of a GenBank genome assembly.
AAUCGAUUAGGUUCACUUGCCUAAAAGUAGUGCGUAUUUGGUGCAUCAACUGGAGCCAACACAAAUUCGGCAAUAUACCGAAAAGAAUUAAAUUGUUGCAAAAUGAACUCUUGAGUGUUCGAAAUGGUUCAGCACAAGACAACAGUUUAGGGAGGAUGGAAGCAUUAGAACAGGAACUCAAUGAUUGGCAGCGACGAGAAGAGGUCUUAUGGAAGCAGCGCUCAAGGGUACAAUGGUUAAAAGAGGGGGACAAAAAUACUGCUUUUUUCCAUAACAGAGCUUCGGCUAGGCACAAAAAGAAUCACAUUGCUGGACUUCUGGAUGACAGGGGCUCUCUUGUAACAGAUAAAACAGGGGUAGAAGGACUCUGCAUUAAGUAUUUCAGAGAUUUAUUCACUUCCAAAUACACUGGUCCAAAUUCCAGCAUCCUGAGCGCAUUACAAGGGAGAGUUUCGCCUUUGAUGGCAAAUAACCUUGAUAGAGACUUUACUAGUUCUGAAGUUCUUGUUGCCUUGAAACAAAUCCAUUCUUCAAAGGCCCCAGGACCUGAUGGGAUGAAUGCUAAUUUUUAUAAAAAUUACUGGCAUAUUAUAGGAGGGGAUAUCAUAUCGGCUGCGUUGGACUUCCUUAAUAAUGGGAUUAUGGUGAGAGAUGUGAACCUUACUCAUAUUGUUUUGAUCCCGAAAGUUAAAAGUCCCUCUUCUAUGAAGGAUUUUCGGCCCAUAAGUCUUUGCAAUGUGCUGUACAAAAUUAUAUCCAAAGUCUUAACCAAUAGGCUUAAAUCGAUCCUACCGCAUAUUAUAUCAAAUAAUCAGAGUGCUUUUGUUCCUGGGAGAUUAAUCUAUGACAACAUCAUGGUAGCCAUUGAAGCCAUCCAUCAUCUGAAAAAUAAAAAGGUUGGCCGGAGAGGGCAUAUGGCUGUCAAACUUGACCUUAGCAAGGCUUUCGAUAAAGUAGAAUUGAAUUUCUUAGAGGACACUAUGCGAGCAAUGGGUUUUCCUGAGCGGUGGAUUAACCGUGUCAUGACGUGUGUUCGCACUGUGGAAUACUCAGUCUUGAUCAAUGGGUGUCCAACAAAGAAAUUCACUCCAAGUAGGGGUAUAAGGCAAGGAGAUCCCCUUUCCCCGUUCCUCUUUCUCUUAUGUGCUGAAGGAUUAUCAGCUCUAUUAUCAAGGGCUAUCAGAAGAGGGGAUUUAAAGGGAUUGACUUUGUGCCGAGGAUGCCCUUGCCUAUCGCAUUUGUUUUUUGCUGAUGACAGUUUGUUGUUUGGAGAAGCGUCUGUCCAAGAAGCUACAAAGCUGUUGGAAAUCUUGAAGGAAUAUGAGGGGGUUUCCGGUCAGCAAAUUAAUCUUGACAAGUCCUCUAUUUUUUUCAGCAGUAAUACUUCCAAUGUUGUGCAACAGGGGGUGAUGCAAACUUUGAAUAUAUCCAAAGUCAUUGCAGAUGAUAAGUAUCUUGGACUCCCCUUAAUUAUAGGGCGAAAGAAAGCUAUCUGUUUCAAUUCUAUCCGAGAGAGAGUUUGGUCAAAAAUCAAAGGAUGGAAAACAAAGUUGCUAUCUCGUGCCGGUCGAGAAAUUUUGAUUAAAGCAGUUGUACAAGCUAUUCCUACAUACUGCAUGGGUUGUUUUAAGCUUCCGCAAAAUUUUCUUCUGUCCUUAAAUAGCAUCAUUAGCAACUUUUGGUGGGGAGAUAACACUGAUAGAAGACGAAUCCAUUGGUUACGGUGGGAUCUCGUGUGUAAACCUAAGCGCUUUGGAGGACUAGGCUUCAGAGAUUUUAGAGCUUUUAAUUUAGCUAUGUUGGCAAAGCAGAGCUGGCGGUUGAUGCAGGAUAGGACCACCUUAUGCUAUCAAAUUCUCAGAGCUAAAUACUUUCCCAAUGGAGAUUUAUUGGGAGCUUCUGUAGGAGCUAAAGCUUCUAUGGUCUGGCGAGGGGUUGUUGAUGGUCUUGGUAUUCUUAAACUGGGCUCCACUUGGCGAAUAGGCACUGGACAAGACAUCAGACUCUGGAGGGACAACUGGUUGCCUUCUGGAGCUAUCCCUCGGCCACGGUCCGUUCUUAUCCAACAGGACAUGGAUGAUAGGGUCAGUGCUUUCAUAGAUGUCAAUACCGGCUGCUGGAAGGAAGGAGAUGUUCGUCAACAAUUCUGUGCAGAAGAUGCAGAGAGCAUUAUACAUAUCCCCCUUAGUAGAAGUUGCUCAGUUGAUAGAUUAAUAUGGCUUGGGACCAACAAUGGCAAAUUUUCAGUUAAAUCUGCUUACAAAUAUGCUUGGGAGUUGAUCUUUGGCACUCAGCACCACGCUCAUGAUCAAAUACUGAAACCAGUUUGGAGAUCAGUCUGGUCAUUGAAUGUCCCCUCUAAACUGAAGCAUGUUUUGUGGAGGAUCAUAUGGGAGAUAUUGCCUUCUCGCGAUAUACUGCAAUUGCGUGGUCUCGAGAUUGAGCACGAUUGUGGUAUUUGCGGUGAAGCAGAAGAAUCUUAUUUUCAUCUGUUUUUUGAUUGUGCCUGGAGUAAAGCCGUGUGGAGAGAAAUCUUUCCGGCAGCUGUCUCGCAUUCUAUACAGCAGAGUACAUUUCUCGAUGGCUUUCUUGAUUUCUUCCUGGCGUUGAGUUCAGAUGACAGGGAAUUAGUUGCUGUAACUUUGUGGCUCUUUGGUUGCUCUCUGGUUGCUUUCUCAUCAUGGUCAACACUUGAUCUGUCCGAGCUGGAAAUCAAGCUCAACCUCUUGGACAAGCAAGAUCCUCAACCAGUUCAGCAUGUUCCUGCUCUCAGUGAGUCUCAGGUUCAGUCUCGUGCAGCCCCAGUUCCACACCCUCUACCUGAUGAUGUCACACGACGACUGGGCGGCUUAGAAAAACUGGUAGCCGAGCAGCGAGGUGCCCCACCUCCACAUCAUAACACAGAUUCCAUACCUCAUCCUUUGAACACUAACAUUACAUUGGAACCUUACCCUGUUGGCUUCAAGAUACCUCAUCUUGACACAUAUGAUGGGAUGAAGGAUCCAGAUGAUCACCUCCAUGCCUUCUACUCCUGUAUGCAAGCUCAGAACGCUUCUGAUGCAUUGAUGGAAGGAGAAUAUUUCACGAAUUACAUGAGCCGGUUCAACGAUGCAGUCCUCGAAGUCAGCUCAUUCAACCAACCCGUGGGAAUUCCGAUUGUAAUUCAAGGUCUCCAGCAUGGGAGAUUCAGAGAUAGCUUAAUCAAGCAUCCUGUUGCUACUUUUAAUGAAGUCAAUGACAGAUCGUUGAAAUUCAUAACUGUUGAGGAAUAUGCCCUAUCACAGAAACUAGUUCUUCCCAAGAAACUAGUUCUUCCCAAGAAACUAGUUCUUCCCAAGAAACUAGUUCUUCCCAAGAAACUAGUUCUUCCCAAGAACCAAGACCCAGAUUGGAGAGAUGAAGGUAAUGGGGUUGAGAUAAUAGACAACCGACUAGAGGAUGAAUCUAGAGCUACCCUAGUUAAGGAUGUAAAGGAAGUGCAAAUUGAUGACAGAGAUUGCAGCAGGAAAACACAAAUUGGAACUCGAUUGAACCCAAAGGAAAGAGAAGAGCUAAUAGCUUUCCUCCGAGCUAACAACGAUGUCUUCGCUUGGACCUCAGCAGACAUGCUAGGAAUUCCAACCUUAGUUUCUCAACACAAGCUUAGCACUAAUCCAUUGAAGAAACCAAUAGCCCACAAGCGACGUCUCUUUGGGGGGGGGGCGAGGAGAGGCUUCAGGCAAAUGGUAAAUGGCGAAUGUGCAUUGACUACACAAAUCUCAACCAAGCUUGUCCCAAGGACCGUGCCGAUGGCUCAAGAGGAUGAAGAGAAAAUCUCGUUCUAUGCUGGUGGGGAAAUUUAUUGCUAUGUCAUGAUGCCAUUUGGCUUAAAGAACGUAGGUGCCACUUACCAAAAAAUGGUGACCAUUGUCUUCCGAGCGCAGAUCGGCAAGAAUCUAGAAGUUUAUGUCAAUGACAUCGUGGUGAAGAGCUUAAAGGCAGAGGAUCAUCUAGCCGACCUUGAUGAAACAUUCAAUAACCUCAGGAAGAACAUAAUAUGGUUGAAUCCAGCUAAGUGCAUUUGCAACGUAGAAUCUGGGAAAUUUUUAGGAUUCAUGGUUUCUCGAAGGGGGAUUGAGGUUAACCCGGAAAAGAUCAAAGCAAUAGCUGAGAUGGAACCAUCGAAGUCGGUGAAAGAUAUACAGAGAUUAACAGGAAGGGUGGCAGCUCUUUAUAGAUUCAUUUCAAAGUUAACAGAUAAGUACCUGCCAUUCUUCAAGAUCAUGAGCAAUCAGUUCAGUGCUGAUGAGAGAAGAAACCAAACAGCAGAAACCAAUCUAUUAUAUCAGCAGCGUGCUGCACGACGCAGAAUUGAGCAGAGGUCUGUGAUCCGAGCUCAAGCACUGACGGAUUUCAUCGUGGAAUGCACCCCAUGUCCCUCAAUCCCUAACCUCGAGCCAAGUGAUUGGACCUUGUAUGUUGAUGGAGCAUCUGGUAGCAAGGGUUCAGGAGCUGACGGGUCAGUACUUGAAGACAAGCAAGAGGCAACGAGGUUGAGGAAGAAAGCGUCUCGAUAUACACUCGUUGAUGGGGUUCUCUAUAAGAGAUCUUUCUCACUCCCUCUCCUACGAUGCUUAAAUCCUUAUGAAGCUAAGUACACACUUUGGGAGGUGCAUGAAGGUGUCUAUGGAAGCCACAUCGGUGCGAGAACCCUUGCCCACAAAGUCCUCAGGCAAGGAUAUUACUGGCCAAAUAUGUAUAAAGAUGCUAAUCACUUUGUUCAGAGAUGUCCAAAGUGCCAAUUCUUCACACAUUUAACUCACCAACCGGCAGAAGAGCUCACCAACUUGGUAGCACCGUGGCCAUUUGCUCAGUGGGGACUUGAUCUUUUGGGCCCAUUCAUGAAAGGGGUUGGAGGUAUAACCCAUCUGAUUGUGGGUGUUGACUAUUUUACAAAAUGGGUUAAAGCUCAGCCAUUAUCCAGUCUUACUUCCAGAAAGGUUGAAGACCUUGUUUUCGGUUCAAUUAGCUGCAAAUAUGGAAUCCCAAAUCAGAUCAUAGCUGAUAACGGUACUCAGUUUAACUGCUCUUCAUUCAGAGAAUUCUGCUCCAGUUAUGGAAUCAAACUACAAUUUACCUCUGUACACCAUCGGGAAUCCAAUGGUAUGGUCAAAUCUGUCAAUAAAGCUAUCUUGGAGGGAAUAAAGCCAAGGUUGGAGCAACACAAGGCUAGGUGGGCAGACGAGCUUAACAACGUCCUAUGGGCAUAUAGAACAACGAGCCAAACUGCCACAGGUGAAACACUCUAUCACCUGACCUUUGGUACCGAAGCAGUCAUUCCUAUUGAAAUAGGAGUCCCAAGUUUUAGGGUAACCCAUUUCGAUGAAGGACGAAAUGGACAACUGCUUCGAGAGAACCUUGAUCUGCUUGCCGAAGUCAGAGAAGAAGCGCGACUUCGAACUCUAGUUGGCCUAACAAAGUUUGAAACUCGUUUUGGCAAAUUGGCCUUGAAUUGGGAAGGCCUUUACACAGUGGCCGAAGUGCCACAUCUUGGUGCCUAUAUCCUCCAAGACGUUGAAGGGAAGCAAAUUCCUAGAGUCUGGAAUGUCAAUAACUUAAAGAAAUUUUACCCUUAAUAAAUUUCUUUCAAGUGAUCUUCGUCUUAUUCUUCUUUAUAAUUAUUACUUCUUCAUUUCUAAGAUUCAUUUCAUCUAUUAUCCUGUAUAUUCAAGGUCAAUCUAUCUGGAAUCUAUUCCUUGGACUGCACUUUUAUUAAUGAAUCUCACUUCACAUC